GAGAAAUUGAAAAAUCUGCAGGCAGAACUAAAGAAAAUGCAGUGCAGAAUUCAGCAGCUAGAAAAUGAGGUAACUUCAGCGAAAGCAGAUGCCAAACAAAAGGGAGAGAAAGCAUCACUUUUACAAGAGAAGCUUUUGUCAAGUGUUACAGAAACUGCACUUUCUGAGAUGCAAGCUAAAGUUUCUGAAAAAGAGAAACAUCUUGAGACCUCCCUAAAAGAAAUAAAGGCUCUCCAAGAAAAGGUGGCUCAAGGUGCAGCACCAUACCAAGAUGAACUUGACAGUCUUAAAAAUCAAGUAGUAAAGUUUGAAAUGGACAGAAUAAAGAUAUCAAAGUCUACAGACCAGCACAUAGCUUCCUUAAAGUCUUGUCUUGAAUACAAGGAAGAAUGCUUAAGGAAGUUGAAAGAACAACUCAGAAGAUCACAAAAAGAUACUGAUACUACCAUUUGUUCUGACAACAAUGGCUCCACAUCAUAUCCUUUGACCUGCGGUGGUGGUAGUGGCAUUGUGCAAAGUACAGCAAUGCUUGUGUUUCAAUCAGAAAAUGCUGCUUUGAAAAGAGAAAUUACCAUCUACAAGAAAAAG
Molecule: messenger RNA, 588 nt
Organism: Staurois parvus
Lineage: Eukaryota; Metazoa; Chordata; Amphibia; Anura; Ranidae
Source: the annotation of a GenBank genome assembly